Coffea arabica (coffee) is the source of this 2223-nucleotide messenger RNA. RefSeq names its product TOM1-like protein 6. Gene Ontology annotation, biological process: protein transport to vacuole involved in ubiquitin-dependent protein catabolic process via the multivesicular body sorting pathway. Gene Ontology annotation, molecular function: phosphatidylinositol binding; ubiquitin binding. NCBI's taxonomy places the organism in Eukaryota, Viridiplantae, Streptophyta, Magnoliopsida, Gentianales, Rubiaceae. The record is from RefSeq and is a predicted model, not a curated record.
CAAACAAAGGCAUAAAAGAGGAAAAUGGAAGAAGAAUACAGGGGAAUACGCUACUAGCAUCGUAUCGUCAUCAUCAAAGGACUACAACUAUAUACAAAAAGUUUCUUACAAGAGAGAGAGAAAGAAAGAAAGAAAGAAGCUGCAAAGCACAAAAGAUUAAACGGGUUCUUCUUCUUGGAUUGGCGGUCCAGCAGAAAGCUUUCCAAUUUACCCAAGCAGAAGAGGAAGAGGAAGAAAGAACAAAAUGAUGAUGCCAUCAAUUUCACCAUCUUCUUCUUAUAAUACAGCCACAGUUUCGUCAUCAUCGGCAAUAGUUCGAGUGGAGAAGGCCACCAGCGAGUUCUUGAUCGGUCCCGAUUGGACCAUGAAUAUUGAUAUAUGCGAUACCCUCAACUCCAAUCAGUGGCUUGCAAAAGAUGUUGUCAAAGCUGUGAAGAAAAGAUUGCAGCACAAGAACCCUAAAGUUCAACUACUUGCCUUGACGCUUCUAGAGACAAUGGUGAAGAAUUGUGGUGAUUACGUCCAUUUUCAGAUAGCUGAUAGGAACAUUUUACAGGAGAUGGUCAAAAUUGUAAAGAAAAAGACUGAUAUGCAUGUUAGAGACAAAAUACUGAUGUUGUUGGACUCUUGGCAAGAGGCAUUUGGUGGCCCUGGAGGGAAAUAUCCCCAAUAUUACUGGGCGUACGAGGACUUAAGGCGUUCCGGUGUGGGCUUUCCCCAGCGUUCAUUAGAUACAGCUCCUAUAUUUACACCUCCUAUGACGCAUCCAACACCACGACAUCCACAGCCUGGCUAUGGAAUGCCAAGCAAUUCCUCUACUAGGCUUGAUGAAGCCAUGGCUGCAGAAAUGGAAAAUUUAAGUUUGUCAAACAUAGGGUCUAUGCGCGAUGUUCUGGAUCUCUUAGCUGACAUGCUUCAAGCUGUCAAUCCAAGUGAUCGCUCGGCUGUAAAAGAUGAAGUGAUACUUGAUCUUGUUGAGCAAUGUCGUUCCAACCAGAAGAAAUUGAUGCAGAUGUUGACUACUACAGGGGAUGAAGAACUUCUAGCUCAGGGCCUGGAGUUAAAUGAUAACCUCCAAAAUGUGCUAGCAAAACAUGAUGCUAUAGCAUCUGGUUUACCUCUGCCAGUUGAAUUGACAAAUCACAACCUCCAAUUGAAUGACAAACAUCAUUCUAGCAUCAAACAAGAUAAUGCUGUAAAAGGGAGUGAAACAACUAAUGGUAACCCUUCACCAGUUCCCAGGAUUCAGAUUGAUGAAGAUGAUGAAGAGGAAGAUGACUUCGCACAGCUGGCACGAAGGCACUCAAAGAUAAACAUAUCUGCUACUCCAGCUUCAACCAUGCGAGGCAGUGAUGGUGGCACUCUAAGUAACAGCAGCGAUAUGAGAGCUCAGGAAGCAUCUUCCACCCUGGGCAUGAGCGAUGCUUUAGUUCUUGCUGAUCCACCAGCACCAGCUAGAACUACAAAAGAGCAAGAUGUGAUAGACCUCUUGAGCAUUACGCUGUCAACUAGUAUGCCACCCGCCCCGCCUCAGGCAUCUACUUCCUUAAAGCAAAACCUACACGAGGGGACCGCACUGAGCACAGGAGAUGACAACUCUUCUGUGUCUCGUGCUUAUAACCAAUCCCAGUCCGUCAAUAGUUACAUUACUCCUUGGGCUCAACCUCAAGCUCAGCCUCAACGACAGUUUGAACCGCAGCCGCAACAGCAACAAUUAGCACAGGAGUCUCAAAUGCCGCAGUCUAAGUAUCAUUCUCAAUUUUAUAGCCAACAUGAUCCUCAAUCACAGUUUAGGCCCCAAGCUCAACCAACGCUUGACCAAUACUCUACUGGCUACCCUCCACCACCAUGGGCCGCCACACCUGGUUACUUUAGCAACCCGAAUCCUUUGUCUAGAUCUCCUUAUGCAUAUUCAACAGUUCAAGCCACAUCAUCCAUCUCUUCACAAGGAACCAGAACUUCACAGCAUACGAGCAUGACUCCUGUAAGUGGAAGCAAUGUGUCAGCUACAAAUGGAGAUGCACGGCUUGGUCCUGGGGGACACAAGCCCUUUAUUCCAUCAUAUAGACUGUUUGAAGAUCUUAAUGUUCUUGGAAACGCUGAUGGGAGAUUUAAGAUGACAAGUAAUUCAACUCCUCUAUCUGGAACUAACGGCCAUGGCAUGGCCAGGGGAGGAAAAUGAAUACAGCUUGUUGAUUUAUGCCUAGUCACUGCGUUAUGCCA